GCUAGGAAGCUCCAGGUGGAGCAAGGAGCAGGGGGAACUCAUGAGAAGGAUGAGGGCGGGCCCCCGCCUGGUUUGAUGCCAAUCUUUCCGGCCUAGGCGAAAGGAGCGGUAGGCGCGCGCCGCUUUGGCCAGCAGCUCCAGACGACCCGCAGUAAAGGGCCGCUUUCCUCUCUCAGAAACACCGCUGGGUCAGUCAGGUGCCUUUGGCAAAGGAGACGGGAGGCCUCCUGGCAGGCCUUUGUGAGGCGAGUUCCCCGGACUGCGCUCCACCACCCCUCGCCCUCCCCGCUUCUGUCUCCAAUAAAGCGCACCCACCAAGGGCGCGCCCCGACCAGCCUCACGGCUAGCCGCCUGGUUUCCGGAGGGUUGAGCCAGCGCUUUCAGGCUCCUCCUCCCGCUCGCUGUCGCUGCUUCUCUUUCCAUCUUCAGCGCGGGCGAAGAGAAGCCUCGGCAGGAGCGGCUGCCCCGGCAUUACAGCCUGGCGGGGCAAGCUGCUUGUGCGCGGCCCGGAGACCCAGCGCGCCUACGGCUGGCUUCGGUUCGGUUCCUUGAGGGUUGCUUGACUGCCAUGUUAAUGCUGUUUGCAUAUGGAGUGCUACUUCAGGAAAUCUUGGCCAGUGUUUACAAUGAAAACCUUGCUGAUGCUAGCAAUAUUCCGGAAGUGCCAUUGUUUAGCUAUGAAAACAUCAACUUGCCAGAAGAGCACAUCCCAUACUUUUUAUAUAACAACCAGCACAUUGCCACAGUCUGUAAGCAGGAUCCUCAUUGCCCAUAUAAAAAAUACUUGAAGAAACUGAAAUCAUGUUGGGGGUAUGAGAAAUCAUGUAAACCAGAGAAAAGAUUUGGAUAUCCAACAUGUGAUUAUGUGGAGGCAGGGUGGGCUAGUACUGUUGAGGAGGCUCAGCAUAUGUUCUGGAAGCAAGCUGAUUUUGGUUAUGUUAAAGAGAGGAUAGAUGAAGUGAAGACUCACUGCAGACCUAAGGCAAUGGGGGAUUCUUCAUUCAAAUGUUCACGUUAUCUCCAAUACUGCAGAGCAAAGAAUUUGUACAUUGAUUUAAGAAGCCCAAAGAGGAACCAUGAUAGAUUUAAUGAGGACUUUUUCCAGAAGGGGCAAAUUGGAGGUCACUGUAAUAUGGAUGUUAAAGCUUUCCUUGCUGAAGGCCAGCGGAAAAGCCCUCUUCAAUCUUGGUUUGCUGAGCUGCAGAUGUAUACAGAACUGAAUGCUAGACCUAUAGAAGAUGGUAUCUGCGAUGUUGUUAUUGACAAACCAACUUAUUUCAUGAAGUUUGAUGCAGGUGUUAAUAUGUACCACCAUUUCUGUGACUUUGUCAAUCUUUACAUCACUCAGCAUGUUAAUAACUCAUUCAACACAGAUGUCAACAUUGUCAUGUGGGAUACUAGUUCCUAUGGAUAUGGAGACUUAUUCAGUGAAACUUGGAAGGCAUUUACGGACUAUGAAAUAAUACACUUGAAAUCAUAUGAUUCAAAAAGAGUAUGCUUCAAAGAAGCAGUUUUUGCCUUACUGCCUCGCAUGAGGUAUGGCUUAUUUUAUAACACUCCAUUGAUCUCUGGCUGCUAUGGUUCAGGAUUAUUUCGAGCCUUUUCUCAGCAUAUUUUACACAGAUUAAAUGUCACACAAGAUGGACCUAAGGAUGGAAAAAUCAGAGUUACAAUACUUGCUCGAAGUACAGCAUACAGGAAGAUACUAAACCAAAAUGAGCUUGCCAGUGCUUUGAAAACGCUGUCAUUAUUUGAAGUCCAGAUAGUCAAUUACAUGUACAAGGAGCUGGAGUUUACAAAGCAACUGAAAAUUACACACAAUUCUGAUAUAUUCAUUGGAAUGCAUGGAGCAGGCCUUACUCAUCUUCUCUUUCUGCCAGAUUGGGCAGUCAUCUUUGAACUGUACAACUGUGAAGAUGAACGCUGCUAUUUGGAUCUGGCAAGACUGAGAGGUGUCCAUUACAUGACCUGGCAAAGGAAGGAUAAAGUAUUCCCCCAGGAUCAGGGGCAUCAUCCAACACUUGGGAAACACCCGAAGUUUACAAAUUACUCGUUUGAUGUGGAAGAAUUUGUCCGCUUGGUGCUUCUGGCAGCUGAUCGUGUGUCGCAACAUUCCAAAUGGCCAUUUAGGAGAAAACAACACGAUGAAUUCUAGGUUACACUACAGUGUUGUUUAAAAAAGCUAAAGUGUUAAAUGUGUCACCUAUUUUGAUACACAGUCCUAAACGACUAACUUUUUUUCCUGGAGAAAAAAGAAUGAGAGUCGCAUGUCGGAGCUCUUCUCUGCCCCCCCCAUUGUGUUAUUUCUGUAAUGUCUUCUCCCUUCCUUAUAUUACUUGAGUUUGUGUUAUUAUGGAACACCUAUUUAUUUAGUACAAUUAAAGUUUGCACUGCUUUGUC
Heteronotia binoei (common prickly gecko) is the source of this 2400-nucleotide messenger RNA. It is a transcript of the gene EOGT, whose product is annotated as EGF domain specific O-linked N-acetylglucosamine transferase. Gene Ontology annotation, cellular component: endoplasmic reticulum lumen. The record is from RefSeq and is a predicted model, not a curated record. The transcript is spliced from 16 exons. Gene Ontology annotation, molecular function: protein N-acetylglucosaminyltransferase activity. Bases 569 to 2155 code for a protein of 528 amino acids. Lineage: Eukaryota; Metazoa; Chordata; Lepidosauria; Squamata; Gekkonidae.